Messenger RNA from Gastrolobium bilobum, 1453 nucleotides. Its product is annotated as pectin acetylesterase 12-like. Gene Ontology annotation, cellular component: plant-type cell wall. Bases 37 to 1281 code for a protein of 414 amino acids. NCBI's taxonomy places the organism in Eukaryota, Viridiplantae, Streptophyta, Magnoliopsida, Fabales, Fabaceae. The transcript has 12 exons. The record is from RefSeq and is a predicted model, not a curated record. Gene Ontology annotation, biological process: cell wall organization. Gene Ontology annotation, molecular function: pectin acetylesterase activity.
UGUAGCUGUGGAGAGUGGAAGCUGAUUAUUGCAAACAUGACAAUGAAGCUGAUUUUGGUGGCCAUUGAAUUUGCAUGCUUAGUUUAUGGGGUCAUCUCCUCUGGAUCUGAGACACUGUCUGUGCUUUCUUUCUUAGAAAACGGUGCCGUCUCAGAAAAGGCUUAUUCCUCACCGCAACCUUUUAUGGUCAACCUCACUCUUAUUGAAGGAGCUGAUUCUAAAGGAGCUGUGUGUUUGGAUGGAACAUUGCCUGGUUACCAUUUGGAUCGUGGAUUUGGAUCUGGUGCAAAUAGUUGGCUUAUUCAUCUGGAGGGAGGAGGAUGGUGUAAUACCGUCAGAAACUGUGUCUAUAGAAGAAGUACUCGUCGUGGUUCCUCAAAAUACAUGGAAAGUCAAAUACCAUUCACGGGAAUAUUGAGCAAUAAAGCUGAAGAAAACCCUGAUUUCUUUAACUGGAACAGAGUCAAAUUACGGUACUGUGAUGGGGCUUCUUUCAGCGGAGAUAGUCAAAAUGAGUCUGCACAGCUUCAAUUUCGAGGACAAAAAAUAUGGCUAGCUGCAAUAGAGGAAUUAAUGUCCGAAGGAAUGCAGAACGCCAACCAGGCCCUUCUCUCUGGAUGCUCUGCGGGUGGUCUGGCAUCCAUAAUACAUUGUGAUGAGUUCCAGACCUUGUUUCCAAAUUCUUCCAAAGUGAAAUGUUUGAGUGAUGCAGGGUUUUUUCUUGAUGCAAUUGAUGUAUCAGGGGGACGCACACUGAGGAAUCUGUUUGGAGGUGUUGUUCAGUUACAGGAAGUACAAAAAAAUCUGCCAAAAAGUUGUCUCAACCAACUGGACCCAACUUCGUGCUUCUUUCCUCAGAAUUUGGUCAAACAUGUUGAGACCCCAUUGUUUCUACUCAAUGCGGCUUAUGAUGCAUGGCAGGUCCAAGCCAGUUUAGCCCCACCUUCAGCUGACCCCCUUGGCUCUUGGAGUGAUUGCAAAUCAAACCAUGCAAAUUGUAGCUCAUCUCAAAUUCAUUUCCUCCAAGACUUCAGAAAUCAAUUGCUAAAUGACGUGAAAGACUUCUCAAUGUCAUCUCAAACUGGACUAUUCAUAAAUUCUUGUUUUGCUCAUUGCCAGUCUGAGAGACAGGAGACAUGGUUUGCUAAUGACUCUCCCCUUAUUGGGAACAAGCCGAUUGCAAUUGCUGUUGGAGACUGGUAUUUCGAUCGAGAAGUUGUCAAAGCUAUUGACUGUGCUUACCCCUGUGACAAUACCUGCCAUAAUCUGAUGUUUAAGUGAGAAAAAUUUGUUAUCUCCAUGUGGUUAUAUGAUAUUUUACACUUUCAUCCUUGUAAUUUCCAUUUGUGUAUUUAGCAUUCAUUAAGUUAUGGAAAGACCAUUCUUGGCUGAGGGUGCUAUUGAUUAUCUAUCUUCCUUUUCAGAGAUAAUAAUUCAUGUCAAUAAGAUUCAU